AUGGUAGCCACGCACAAGCCUCGCCUGAGGAAUGGGUACUCCUGCGUCCCGGUCGCGCUUUCCGAGGGUCUCGACAUCCGUCUCAACACCGCCGUCCGAAUUGUGAGGUACAACGAAAAUGGUGUCGAAGUUUGGGCAGCGCCAUCUAGAAGUCCGCACACAAAUGUCACUGUCCACAAAGCCGACGCAGUUUUGGUGACCUUGCCCUUGGGGGUCUUGAAGGCUUCUACUCCCCCCUCGGCGGUCACUUUUGAUCCGCCAUUGCCUGAUUGGAAGACCCAGGCUAUCCAGAGACUCGGAUUUGGAAAUUUGAACAAGGUAAGUUCGAUAAAACGGAAAGUUUUUUUGGAAUGCAUUUUACAGAAAUGUGAUAAAUUAUCGCGUUCAAAAGUUAUUUCCAAAAGAACUAUCAAAAGUAAUUUUUUGAUUAAAAUAUCAACUAAAAAUGAAAAUAAAAGCUUAUUUAAUGACCUUUCAAGUACAGCAUAUAGAAAUUGGAUAAAUGAUCGCGUUCAGAAGUUAUUUCCAAAAGAACCAUUGAAAGUGGUGCUGUGUUUCGAGCGAAUUUUUUGGGACCCAACGGCGAAUCUGUUCGGGCACGUUGGGAGCACAACGGCCUCCCGCGGCGAGCUAUUUCUGUUCUGGAACUUGUACAAGGCACCCGUUCUCCUGGCUCUGGUAGCAGGCGAGGCCGCCUGCGUUAUGGAAAAUGUCAGCGACGACGUUAUUGUCGGUCGCUGCAUUGCUGUGCUGAAGGGUAUAUUUGGAAACCAAGUAGUGCCUCAACCACGAGAGAGCGUCGUCACAAGAUGGCGCGCGGACCCAUGGGCUCGUGGGUCUUACAGUUUCGUCGCAGUUGGUAGUUCAGGAAGCGACUAUGAUCUUCUUGCUGCGCCUGUAGCGCCACCCCCGCCAGCGAAUCAACCUUCUGGAACGCCACAACCUCUUCCACGCGAGCACACAAUCAGAAACUACCCAGCAACAGUCCACGGCGCCUUUCUGAGCGGAUUGCGCGAGGGAGGAAGAAUCGCGGACCAGCUCUGCGGAAGUCCUUAUGCGCCGCCGAACACGCCAACAUCUUCAGCAAACACACCACCAAGUGCAUCAACCACCGCUUCAUAA
Cotesia congregata is the source of this 1122-nucleotide messenger RNA. NCBI's taxonomy places the organism in Eukaryota, Metazoa, Arthropoda, Insecta, Hymenoptera, Braconidae. The record is from the annotation of a GenBank genome assembly.